AGUCAGUGCGGAACCAGUUCUGAACCGGAGCGCAGCGAACGACCUGACGUGAAAAAGUGUAUCACAUAACAAUUUUUAUUAAUUUGGAACGUAAAUUGUGGCUCCGUCGAGACAGGAGUGCUGGCUUGGGACAAACGAAUCUGGAGGAGUGGUGUAAGGAGUGAACGCCAGGGGAGAGCACUCCAAACCCACCAAACGAAUUGAUAUCGACAUCCCCCCCCGCAUGCGAUUGAUUGAUUGAGAGCACGAGACCACGAGUUCUUGGGACGAUGCACUCAUCACUCAACUGGACCUCACGCCUGAUCUCGCGCGCCCUGCGCAGCAGUUUCUCCACCCUCCUGGAGACGGCCACGGGCGGAGGUGGAGGGGCUGCAGCCAAAUCAGGAGCCACCAAAUCGGGAGCAGCAGCAGGGUCCUCGGGAUGCCCUCGACCUCGUUUCGUGUCGGUGGUUUGCGGUUUUGCCAAGGACAACCUGCGACACAAGUACAAACCGGGAAAGUACGGAGAGGAUUCUUGGUUUAAGGCCUCAACAGAGAGCGCCGAUGUGAUGGGCGUGGCAGACGGCGUGGGCGGCUGGCGAAGCUAUGGCAUUGAUCCCGGCGAGUUCUCCUCUUUUUUAAUGCGCACCUGUGAGCGACUUGUGCAAUGUAGCCACUUUAACCCCCAGCGUCCGGUUAAUCUGCUGGCCUAUAGCUACUGCGAGCUGAUGGAGCAAAAAAAGCCCAUCCUAGGCAGCAGCACCGCCUGCGUCCUAAUCCUGAACCGUGAGACGAGUACCGUGCACACGGCCAACAUCGGCGACAGCGGCUUUAUUGUGGUGCGGCAGGGCCAAGUAGUGCACAAGUCGGAGGAGCAGCAGCACUACUUUAACACACCCUUUCAACUAUCGCUUCCGCCUCCCGGACAUGGUCCGAAUGUCCUCAGUGACAGUCCGGAGUCGGCGGACACCAUGAGCUUCCCAGUGCGGGACGGCGACGUGAUCCUCAUUGCCACCGACGGUGUGUUCGACAACGUGCCAGAGGAUCUGAUGCUGCAGGUGCUCAGCGAGGUGGAGGGCGAACGGGAUCCCGUCAAGCUGCAGAUGACGGCCAACAGCCUGGCGCUGAUGGCGCGCACCUUGUCCCUCAACAGCGAGUUCCUCUCGCCCUUCGCCCUCAGCGCCAGAAGGAAUAACAUCCAGGCGCGAGGUGGCAAGCCCGAUGACAUCACCGUUGUCCUGGCCACCGUGGCGAUGUGAGAGUGGUGCCCCCAAACCAUCCUCCCUAGUGAUUAAUGUUUACUUGUAGUCCGUACGUGUUUAGUUAGCUUUAGGAGCCUGUUCCGUGGUUCUGUCUACCGUUUAAGCUGCAUGUUGAGAUUGAGAUUGUGGACGAGGAUGACGACCGACGACCCUUUGACCCUUUGAAUUGUUAGUUACAUAUAUACGAGCAAACUCAUUUUCGAACCGACGAACAUUGACGCAUCCUGGUGAGCGACCCCCGCCUUGAUUGUAUACAUAACCCUCGCUAUAAGUAGAAAAUGCGAAUUAUCUGCCCGGACGAUGACUGUCGUCAGUGGCAAUUCUAAUCACUAAUCAACACAAACAAUAAACAAACAACCGAUUGCGAAACAAACCCCGACGCCGAGGAUCGGGCAUGAAUACGAGUCCAGGGUCCGGAUGGUGGACCCGACGCCGGAGUGAAGCGAGUCGAGUGCAGCUAUUUGACUGAGGACUGAGGAUUAGCCAUUUACCCAGGCGAACUGUCUUUAAACAAUUUUUGUCGAAAUGUACUCACUGAUAUUUGCGACCCAAAUAAAAUUAUUCAUUGAAAAAACAACGAAA
Drosophila rhopaloa is the source of this 1823-nucleotide messenger RNA. Its product is annotated as protein phosphatase PTC7 homolog. Lineage: Eukaryota; Metazoa; Arthropoda; Insecta; Diptera; Drosophilidae. The record is from RefSeq and is a predicted model, not a curated record. The transcript has a single exon. Bases 270 to 1238 code for a protein of 322 amino acids.